UGCUCGGUGUCGUCCGUCCCACUGCCUGAACCGGAGAGAUCGAUAAGCUGUAUCCGCGCUGGUAUUGAUCACUCAGGUGUGUCAGAGGGUCUUUCUGCUUCGUCUCGUGCUGCUACCUGCCGGAGGAACAUGCUGCGCGUGCGGGCGGCGGUGAGCCAGGUGCGGAGAGGGUUCAGGAUGUUCCCUUGUGCAGCCGUGGAGGUGAAGAACGAGCCGAUCCUGGGCUUCAUGGAGGGGAGUGCAGAAAGGAAAGAGCUGCUGAAGGCCUUAGACAGCCUGAAGGGGAGGACGGAGGAGAUCCCCUGUGUGGUUGGAGAUGAACGAGUGUGGACCAAAGACAUCAGAUACCAAUUAUCUCCGUUCAAUCACUCACAUAAAGUGGCAAAGUUCUGUUACGCUGACAAGGAGCUCAUCAACAAAGCCAUCCUGGCGUCUGUGUCAGCGAGGAAGGAGUGGGACCUGAAGCCCGUCCAGGACAGAGCCCAGAUUCUCUUCAAAGCAGCCGACGUCAUCAGUGGACCCAAGAGAGCAGAAAUCCUGGCCAAGACCAUGAUUGGACAGGGGAAGACGGUGAUCCAGGCGGAGAUCGAUGCCGCAGCAGAGCUGAUCGACUUCUUCAGAUUUAACGCCAAACACGCCAUCGAGCUGGAGAAACAACAGCCGCUAAACGCCGAGGGAAGUACCAACACGAUGCUGUACCGCGGACUGGAGGGUUUCGUAGCAGCUGUGGCUCCUUUUAACUUCACUGCUAUCGGUGGAAACCUGGCAGGAACUCCCGCUCUGAUGGGUAAUGUCGUCCUGUGGAAGCCCAGUGACACUGCCAUGUCUGCCAGCUACGCUGUCUACAAUGUCCUGAGGGACUGCGGUCUGCCUCCAAACAUCAUCCAGUUCCUACCGGCUGACGGUCCGGUGUUCGGAGACACCGUCACCUCCUCUCAGCACCUGGCAGGCAUCAACUUCACCGGCAGCGUCCCGACCUUCAAGCGUCUUUGGAAGCAGGUCGCUCAGAACCUGGACACCUACAGGACCUUCCCUCGACUGGCUGGAGAGUGCGGAGGGAAGAAUUUCCACUUUGUCCACAAGUCUGCAGACAUUGAGAGCGUGGUGAAGGGGACGAUUCGCUCUGCGUUUGAGUACGGAGGUCAGAAGUGUUCAGCCUGCUCCAGGAUGUACGUACCCGACAGCAUCUGGCCGCAGAUCAAACAGCAGCUUCUGGACAUCCACAGACACAUCACAGUGGGAGACCCGGUGGAAGACUUCAGCACGUUUUUCUCAGCUGUGAUCGAUGACAAGUCGUUUGCUCGCAUUAAGCGGUGGUUGGACCGCACCAAGUCCUCUCCCAGUCUCAGGGUCAUCGCUGGAGGUCACUGUGACGACACCAAGGGUUACUUUGUGGAGCCGACCAUCAUCGAGACCACAGACCCACAGGACGCCAUCAUGAACGAGGAGAUCUUCGGGCCCGUCCUGUCGGUGUAUGUUUACCCUGAGAACGAGUACAAAGAGGUGCUGCAACUGAUCGACAACACGUCCCCAUACGCUCUGACGGGAGCCGUCUACGCUCAGGACAAGAAGGUGGUCGAGGAGGCAGCUAAAGCCUUGAGGAACGCUGCAGGGAACUACUAUGUCAACGAUAAAUCCACCGGCUCCAUCGUGGCUCAACAGCCGUUUGGUGGCGCCAGAGCUUCCGGAACUAAUGAUAAACCUGGAGGUCGUCACUACGUCCUCAGGUGGACAUCCCCACAGGUGGUGAAGGAGACUCAGGUUCCCCUCACAGACUGGAGGUACCCGUACAUGGGUUGAGUCCGGAGCCGCAGCCCGCCGGUCCACUCAGAGUCCGUCCCUCAAUCAAUCAAUCAAUCAAUCAAUCAAUCAUGACAACGCCCUCCAUCCCUCCAUCCCUCCCUCCGUCCCUCCGUCUUUGCACUGAACCUGGACGUGAAUGUAUUUGAGGUCUUCUAUCCAUCAGACUGUUAAUGUUGAGUUUUAUUUGUAGUCCAAUGAUCAGAAUAAUCUGUAACGAGUUUGAUGAUCGAUUAACAAAAGUUCAUUUUUAAAUGUCAGACUUGAGACGAACCUGAAACUGUUUAUUAAUACCUGGUAGAUUAAUCAAUAAUGAUUAUUAACACCUGGUAGAUUAAUCAAUAAUUAUUAUUAAUACCUGGUAGAGUAAUCAAUAAUGAUUAUUAAUAC
Molecule: messenger RNA, 2190 nt
Organism: Dicentrarchus labrax (European seabass)
Lineage: Eukaryota; Metazoa; Chordata; Actinopteri; Moronidae
Gene: aldh4a1
Product: aldehyde dehydrogenase 4 family, member A1
Exons: 15
Coding region: 130-1800 (556 amino acids)
Molecular function (GO): L-glutamate gamma-semialdehyde dehydrogenase (NAD+) activity
Source: RefSeq, a predicted model, not a curated record